UAUUGAUGCCAAAAAGGGCGUGUUUGUACAUAUGCAAAACCAUUGUGCAUAAAUCUAAAAUCCAUCUCAAUCAGACGAUAAUCAAUUUCAUUACUGCAGUUUGAGCCGGCUGCAGUUUAAUUUUCCUCUGCAGGUUCUGUACUAAGAGACUUACGUUAUCAGACAGAAGGUGUAAAGGGGAGUGCCUCCUCUCCCCUCUCCCCAGCUCUGCCUCCUCAGGAGUGGAAAGCAAUGAUGUAAUGUGCCUGACUGCCUCAGAAUGAGCAGCCCCCCUCUUCUGCGUUUCAUCCCCCCUUUCUCUCUCUCUCGCUCUCUCUCUGCCUCUCUCUCUCUCUGUCUCUGUCUCUGUCUCUCCCUCCCAUCCUCUGCUGCUGAUGCUGGUGGUGGCUGGCGUUUGUAUGUGCUGUGCCGUGUGAGCUGCAGCCCUGGGCAUCUCUGGGGAUCCCUGCAGAGCUACUGUUCCUCUUCUGCCUGUGACGGCUGGGGCUCGCCCACUCGCAGAAAAGACCCUCUCUUUCAUCGGAAAAGAUUGCUAAAAAAACCUGUGUGGAAAAUAACACAAGCACAUGGAGACAAAGGUGACCACCGGUUCUCACAUCAGUACACGGCUCUCCUUUUCAGGAGUUUGAGGAGAAGAAGAGAAAUAAACGAGCGAGGGAAAAGAUCUUCAUGAGCACCAGAAAAUCCAGCGAUAAAACACACUGAGACACAGGCAGCAAAAUGUGGACACAGAACAUGACACGUGUCUCUUUCCUAUAUCUCCUCCAUGUUCUCCUGGUUGGAUGGGGUCAAGCAGCAGAAGACGACGUCACCCCUCGCCUCAGUUUCUCUUACAAUGCAAACGAGAGGUCGGCCAAGAGAUUUUCACCCGACAGAGUCUUCAAUUACACCUCUCUGCUCCUCAGUAAAGAGGAUAACAUGCUGUACGUUGGUGCUCGAGAGACUCUCUUCGCACUCAAUAUCAGCGAUAUCAGCAGAACACAGCUGCAGCGUAAUUUAACAUGGAGCACACCACAGAUAAAGAGAGAACAGUGCAGUUUCAAAGGGAAAGAUUUACAGACUGACUGCUUCAAUUACAUCAAGAUCUUACUGCGUGUGAACAGCACUCACCUGUACGUGUGUGGAACGUAUGCUUUCAGCCCUGUCUGCGCAUACAUCAACACAUCUGAUUUUUCCCUGGUGCGCAAUGAGAUGGGAGAAAUAGUCACCGAAGAUGGUCGUAGCCGGUGUCCUUUCAACCCUGAAUACAAGUCUACGGCCAUCAUGGCCGAUGGAGAACUGUAUGCCGGCACAGUCAGUAACUUCCAAGGGAAUGAGCCCAUCAUUUACAAAAGCCUUGGCCAGGGCACAGCGUUAAAGACUGAAAACUCACUGAACUGGCUUCAAGACCCUGCUUUUGUGGGCUCAGCUUAUAUUCAGGAGAGUUUGCCCAAAGGCAACAUAGUUGGCGAUGAUGAUAAGAUUUACUUCUUCUUCAGUGAAGCGGGAAAGGAGUUCGAUUUCUUUGACAACACCAUUGUGUCACGCAUCGCUCGCGUGUGUAAGGGUGAUAAAGGUGGAGAGAGGGUCCUUCAGAAGAAAUGGACAACCUUUCUGAAAGCCCAGCUCCUGUGUUCACUGCCUGAUGAUGGGUUCCCUUUCAACAUCAUCCAGGACAUGUUUGUACUGACCCCCAGCAAGGAGGCCUGGAAGAGUACUGUGUUUUAUGGAGUCUUCACCUCACAAUGGUACAAAGGUGCGUCAGGCAGCUCAGCUGUAUGUGCGUUCACCAUGGACCAGGUCGAAGAGGCGUUUAAUGGACGUUACCGGGAAGUUAAUCGCGAGACGCAGCAGUGGUACACCUACAACCAUCCGGUUCCGGAACCCAGACCUGGAGCGUGCAUCACUAACACGGCCCGCGACCAAGGGAUCUCCUCCUCCCUGCACAUGCCUGAUAAAGUGCUGAACUUUGUGAAGGACCACUUCCUCAUGGAUAGCAUGAUCCGCAGCCAGCCUCUGCUGCUCAAACGAAACGUGCGCUACACGCAGCUCGCAGUGCACCGAGUACAGGCUCUUCACAAGACAUACGAUGUGCUCUUCAUCGGCACAGAUGAUGGCAAAAUUCACAAAGCCAUCAACGUUAACGACAAGAUGUAUAUCAUUGAAGAGCUGGAGAUUUUCCCCGAGCAUCAGUCUGUACAGCACAUCGAAUUGGAUGAUGAGAAGGGACUGUUGUUUGUGUCCAGCUAUUCUGGGCUGGUUGAAAUCCCUCUUGCCAACUGCUCCAACUACCAGAGCUGUGGAGAGUGUUUGCUGUCUAGAGAUCCUUACUGCGCCUGGACAGGGAAGCAGUGUUCAAAUAUCAAACACGCGCCAACUAAGAGCCACUGGCAACAAGAUGUUGAUGACGCCGACACUGCAGUGUGCAAAAUAACAAUCGCUAACCCUCGUUCUGCAAAACCAACUCCACCACGUGUUCCACCAUGCCAUGUGGUACAAAUACCAGCCAACAUAUUUACGGUUCUUCCCUGCAAGCUGCGAUCCAACUUGGCUGAAAGGCGAUGGGAAUACAGUCAUACCGCUGAGCGUUUUGUCUACCCUAGUCCUGACGGCGGGCUGGUGGUUGUAGCCCAAGUGGACAAGGAGGAGAUCUACCAAUGUUGGUCAGAAGAAGGUGGCUACCGACAACUUCUGGCCAAUUAUUGCGUCAAAGUGGAGCACGAAAGCACCACCCUGACUGGACAUUCCCGAACGCAGUUGGUACCCCAAGGGGAAGCGAUUAUUCUACCCGGGGAAACACGGUCGCCGCAGAAAACCAAAACAUACUGGAAUGAGCUGAUCGUUGUGUGUGCCUUACUCGUGUUCUCCCUGGUGGUCCUUUCACUGUUCGUGGCGUACAGGAACCGAGGCAGGAUGAAGUCCAUGCUGAAGGAAGGCGAGUGCCCCAACAUGCAACAGAAGAAACCGCGAAUUCCAGGGAAGCACACGGAAAGCCUUCCAUUAAAUGGCAACAACAUCCCGCCCUCAGUGUCUGACCACAAGGGCUACCAGACGCUCAAUGAUAAGUACAUCUGCAGCACUCCCACCCACGAGUGCUCCUCACCCGAGAACAGCAAGAGCUUCUCCGAAUCCGAAAAGAGACCCUUGAACUUAAAAGAGAGCCACGUUGAGAUCUCGCCGACUUGUCCGCGGCCUCGAGUGCGACUGGGCUCGGAGAUCAAAGACUCCAUCGUUUAAUUCUGUUUGGGAUGACUGUUAAAAAAAAGUGGCCUCUGAACUGAACGGCACCAAGUGAGGGACAGACUGAAAAUGACUGGAAGCGUACCAUCACUGGGUUUUAUUUUGCACUUCGUCUCCUCUCAUUUUGUCUUGGUGAUCUGUUCACAUUUCUCAGUCACUGCCAAGUCUGUGAAACACCCAGAGCCACGCUGAGCGGGACACAAGGCCUAGAGUACACUUUGAAAAAUAAUAGCGGGCAUUGUGAGACAUGCCGAUCUGGCCGUCCCACCCGGUCCGUCCAAAAAUGUCUGGUGGCAUCUGUGUGAAAGCAAUACGAUGCCCUCAGGGUCCACUAACCGGUCAUGCUCCUAUCUCAUCCCUCGGUCUGCCGUGUAGAGUUGGUCGUCCUGUGAACGGGAAAACGAAAAUUCUAACUUUAGUCUACAAUAGAGUCUCUGCCAAACUUAGUGCCUGAUGUGAGAUGAUUAGCUGACAUUUCAACACAAUAUAAGGCAUAGUGGUGCAUCAAAACCUUUGAUGAUAUAUGCAAAACCUUUGCGCAGUAUAUCAUCAUGACCUCAGCACAUAGUAGGCAUACUAUGCAAAUCACAUUAAGGAGAAGCAUCUUGUAGAGAGCUAACAGCACACGGAUGUCCUAGUACACUAAGUGAUGCCACGACCUCAGUAUUCUACACCGCUUCUCAGAGGUACACACGUUAAGGUAUGCAAAUAAGUUUGAGGCAUAUGGAGAGCCCACCGUGGGGUUUCAGUGUGGAGAGAACUCCAAAGAAGGCAUGUUAGCAAUACUGUAAGUAUGUCCAGGGCACAAAUUACAUUCUGAAGAUGCAGGAAUUUGAAUAACUCUAUGUUCCUUAUACCCCCAACCAAAAUCAGUUGCUACCAAUAAUAGACCAUUUAAACCAGUGGUUCUCAGCCUUUUUGACUCCACAGCCCCCCAUAGUCCAGAAUAUAAUUAGAGGAUCCCAUGACUUAUCCACUUGAAUUCUCAUAUAUCUAAGUUUAAAGGAUUCUAUUGCUUCAAAGACAAAGUUUUUUAAAAUUAAUAUUUAAUUUGUCUUAUUUUUAAUAGUUUGAAGUCAUUUCGAGGCCCCUGUUGAGAACCACUGAUUUAAAGUGAUAGUUCAUGCACAAAUGAAAAUUCUGCCAUCUUUUACUCCCCCUCCAAAUGUCAAAUGGAAGUCAGUGGUUUCCAGUCUUGUUUUGGGCCCCACUUAGACAAAAACAGCAGAAACAUUCUUCAAAAUACAAUACCUCUAUUUGUGCUCCCCAGAAGAAAGAAGGUCACACAUGUUUAGAACAACAUGAGAGUGAGUAAAUGAUGACAGAAUUUUCAGUGGCAGCUUAACUGUCCUUCGAAGUAUAGUGCAUUAUACAGUCAAUGGAAGUGACCGAAUGUCUUGUCUUGAGAUUGUUUACUGAUUCAAAUUGGUUGUUGUGAUUUUAAUGAACCAUUUCAGAUCUCUUUGGAUCUGUCAAGAGCUCUGUUCUCUUGACUCAAAAGUGUACCUUGUUCAGAUUUCACACCGUUCUUGCCAUGUUGUAAAUUCGAAUGAUGAAUUUCCGGUCGGACAGAAUGAAAACUUGUGGCUAAGACUUUACAUGCCAAAUUUGCGCUAAGCUAUGAGAUCAAUGCCGGCGAAGAGUGUAAAGUGACCAGCAGAUUUUUUUUUUUUCAUGAAAAAGUGCCAUGUUCACUGUAACACCUUAAGUCAAAUCAGGCUAACAGAUGUUUUUGUGUGGGAGCAAUGACAUAUAUGUAUAUAAAAAAGUCAGUUAUAAAUUGUCAGCUGCCAAGAGUGUCAUACUGGAUCAAAAAAAAAGAAAAAAGAAAAAGUACAGUACUUGGUUGCUGCACAGCAAUGGGAUGGAAACCACAAAAUAAGACACAAAUGUAAGUUACUACUAUAGAAUACAUAAGGAUCCAUGUAAAAAUGUAUAUUAAUAACACACACACACACACACACAAAAUAUAUAUUUUUUAAAUGUCUAUUUCCAGUGUCAACAUAUUUCCAGUAAAAUUCCCAAAGACAAGCAGUGUAUAUUGCACCACCCAAAUGUGUAAUAUUUGAUUGCCAUUGAUCUUUAAAGAUCACAUAGACAUCUGUAUUAUGAAUGUACUUAUGUAUUGAUUGAACGUGUUCCAAAAUUAUUCUUUCAAUCGAAAAACUGUAUUAUUUAAAUUUGUGCUGAAUGUUUGAAAACAGGACAUUUACUUUAACAUGAUCUGAUGGACCAUGACAUUGAUCACAACGUUGUAUAACUGUAUUUGUAAGGGGAGGUAGAGAAUUGCUUUAAAUGUUUUUGACGCUGCUUUUUUUUUUUUUUUUUUUUUUUAUACCCGAAUGCGUUACAAAUACAUUUUUUUUUUUUUUUUUUUUCUUUUGUUCUAUUUUAUUUGCACAGAAUGUGGAAAUGGCUCAAAUGAAAGUGUCUGGGAAUUAAUAUUCUCUUGACAUUGCUGUAGCAAGUACUAGUUGAAUUUUGUUAAUGCCUCCGAGCUAGAUUUUGUGACUCAAAGGGUAUGCGGGAAAGUAAAUGUAAUGUUGUAGCCUUUUUGUGACUCAAACACGUGUGCAAAAAGCAAACCUGGCAUGCAUGUCUGAUCUGGUGGACUACACAGUAGAAUUAUCUAGUACAUGUAAAGUCGCAAACCACUGUAUAUUGAAUGGUCGUCUGUGCAACAGUCCACUGCAAGGCUAUGUCUCCACUGUGCUAAUGAAUAUCUACAGAGGUCCCCUAAUAUAUAUAUAUAUAUUCACACACAAAAAACACUUACAGACUAUAUUUAAAGCACAAAAAAAAGAAAAAAACUAUGUAUUUGUAAAAAUGAUAUAACUGUUUUACAUAUGCUCAGACCUCUGUUCGAAAAUCACAUUCAAAAUCACAUUUAAAAUGUAAGCAAAUUUGCUUGUUUUUUAGUACAUCAUCUGAUUAUUAUUACUAGCGUGCCGUUUUACAGAGUAGAUAAUGUGAAAACUUCACUGUACAUCAGCUGCUACCUACAAAUGGUAGAUUUAGUCACCUAUAGAUUGUCAUAAAGUUACAUAUUUCAGUCCUGAACUGACUCAGACAUAAGAGUUACUGGACUGUUAGCGCUCUGCUACACUCUUCAGUACUCAGAUACAUUCUUUAUAUUGGUGCACAAAGAUGCUCUGACCUAUUGUAAGUUAAUGUCUUGUAAACUUUAAUGUAAAGGUAGGUGUAUUUGUACAUUUUGCUGCCAAUGUAAAGAAAAACAAAUGUUGUGAAAUGUAUUUUUUGUAUUAUGUUGUUUUUAUUAUAUUGUACAUAAAAGCACUUUAAUUUUAAUUUUUUAAAUAAAAGAAAUAAAACCA
Messenger RNA from Carassius auratus (goldfish), 6554 nucleotides. Its product is annotated as semaphorin-4B-like. Lineage: Eukaryota; Metazoa; Chordata; Actinopteri; Cypriniformes; Cyprinidae. Gene Ontology annotation, biological process: neural crest cell migration; semaphorin-plexin signaling pathway; positive regulation of cell migration. Gene Ontology annotation, molecular function: chemorepellent activity; semaphorin receptor binding. The record is from RefSeq and is a predicted model, not a curated record. The transcript is spliced from 15 exons. The coding region runs from base 721 to 3216 and encodes 831 amino acids. Gene Ontology annotation, cellular component: plasma membrane.